Messenger RNA from Andrographis paniculata, 1467 nucleotides. Its product is annotated as deoxyhypusine synthase. The record is from RefSeq and is a predicted model, not a curated record. Bases 94 to 1218 code for a protein of 374 amino acids. Gene Ontology annotation, biological process: peptidyl-hypusine biosynthetic process. The transcript has 7 exons. Gene Ontology annotation, molecular function: deoxyhypusine synthase activity. Gene Ontology annotation, cellular component: cytoplasm. Lineage: Eukaryota; Viridiplantae; Streptophyta; Magnoliopsida; Lamiales; Acanthaceae.
UGACCCGAGAAGCACUCAAGCGGCCGAACAGCGAAGCGUACUUGCGUCUUCCGAACGCCGCCGCAGUCCAAUCCUAACGCGCCGAGAACGGCCAUGGGGGACACAGUGAAGGAUAAUCUACCGGAAUCCGUACGGUCUGCGGUGUUGAAGGAAUCUGUGUCCUUGGACGGCGAAUGUCCCAAAAUUGAGGGUUACGAUUUCAAUAAAGGCGUGAACUAUCGCGAGCUUUUCAAGUCACUGGCUUUCACUGGAUUCCAGGCGUCCAAUCUCGGAGAUGCCAUUGAGUUAGUCAACCAAAUGCUAGAUUGGAGGCUUUCAGUCGAGCCACCGGCAGAAGAUUGCAGUGAGGAGGAGAGAGACCUUGAUUACCGGGAGUCUAUAAGGUGUAAGGUGUUUCUUGGUUUCACUUCUAAUCUGAUCUCCUCUGGCGUACGAGAUAUAAUCCGUUAUCUUGUUCAGCACAGCAUGGUUGAUGUACUGGUGACAACAGCAGGUGGUGUGGAGGAGGACCUUGUGAAGUGUCUUGCCCCUACUUACAGGGGCAAAUUUUCUCUUCCUGGAGCUGCUCUCCGAGCAAAAGGUCUGAACCGCAUUGGUAAUCUGUUGGUUCCCAAUGAAAAUUACUGCAAAUUUGAGGACUGGAUCAUCCCAAUUUUUGACCAAAUGUUAGAUGAACAAAAUUCUCAGAAUGUGCUGUGGACACCAUCUAAAGUAAUUGCUCGCCUAGGGAAGGAGAUAAAUGAUGAAAAUUCAUAUUUGUACUGGGCAUACGUGAACAACAUUCCCGUCUUCUGCCCUGGCUUAACUGAUGGUUCACUAGGCGACAUGUUGUACUUCCACUCAUACAAGAGGGAGCCUGGUCUUGUGAUUGACAUCGUGCAAGAUAUUCGGGCAAUGAAUGGCGAGGCUGUCCAUGCUGCUCCAAGAAAAACUGGAAUGAUAAUACUUGGAGGAGGGCUGCCGAAGCAUCAUAUUUGCAAUGCCAAUAUGAUGCGGAAUGGAGCCGAUUUCGCCGUCUUCAUCAACACCGCACAAGAGUUUGAUGGAAGCGACUCAGGUGCCCGCCCUGAUGAAGCUGUGUCCUGGGGCAAGAUCCGAGGUUCUGCCAAGACUGUCAAGGUGCACUGCGACGCAACCAUUGCCUUCCCUCUCUUGGUAGCCGAAACCUUCGGUGCCCGAGCCGAGAGAUCUGCAAAGAGAAGCUCUCCUGAAUCUUGAUUCUUGGCUGCCUCCGUAGCCCCAUCCCACAACCUCUGAAUUCCAGAAUUUGAACUGCUGUUUGAAAUAGCCUUAAUUUUCUGUCUGUGUUUCCAGAUUUAAUUUAUUGUCAUGUUAGAGGUGUCAGUGGGUUUAAGAUAUAACAAAGACAUGGAACUGCAAAGAAUAGCUUUGUGGCGUGUCGGAACUGAACUUUCAUCUACACCUAUUAAUAAUUUAAGACUUCACAAGUAGGCACAGUUGAUUUGA